This is a messenger RNA of Exophiala oligosperma, 1523 nucleotides long. RefSeq lists its product as uncharacterized. The transcript has a single exon. The record is from RefSeq and is a predicted model, not a curated record. Gene Ontology annotation, biological process: positive regulation of transcription by RNA polymerase II. NCBI's taxonomy places the organism in Eukaryota, Fungi, Ascomycota, Eurotiomycetes, Chaetothyriales, Herpotrichiellaceae. Bases 1 to 1428 code for a protein of 475 amino acids. Gene Ontology annotation, cellular component: nucleus. Gene Ontology annotation, molecular function: DNA-binding transcription factor activity, RNA polymerase II-specific; zinc ion binding; transcription cis-regulatory region binding.
AUGCCCAGAGCAUUCCGCGUACGAUUUUCCAAACAAGGCAGAUCAGUCGACCCGAGCCUUCACAUUGACGCUGCUUCCGAUCCAGCUCUUGCUGAGGCGCGCCCCCGCCAGAAAAGUCGCUACGGGUGCCUAGAAUGCAAGAAGGGCAAAGUGAAGUGCGACGAGGCGCAUCCGAGCUGCAACAGAUGCCAACGGCGAGGGAUCAAAUGCACCGUGACCGCUAGGCUAUCUCGAUGGCGCCUGGAGAAGCCGGGGUUUGAUUGGCCCCCGUCAUGCCCGGCACCGUCUUGCUCGCUGCGCAUCGACGCCCGCCUCCUACAAUGGUGGAUGGAUGCGACCUGCAAGAUACUGGUCCUGGACCUGCACCUCAACCCUCUUUCCUUGCCGCUCAUCGAGCAUCUCGGAGUCUCCCCGGCGUUGUGCCUCGCCCUGGAGAGUUUCAGCCUGGGGCACAGGGGCUGUUGGGCCACCAAGUCCAGGGUGGAGUUCUUCGAGAAACGGAGCCACGCCUUGGGUCUGUGUCGCGAGGAAUUGACCUCCAAGGCCGUACCACUCGAGACCAGCUUCUACACCGUCAUGCUACUGGGUCUCACCACGCCGUUUAUGGAAGACAUUGACGACUACGGCAAAGAGCAUCUGAUCGGCGCGCGCACCAUCUUGGAAAUCCUCCUCCGACAGAAUGAUUCGACGCGCGACCCCAAGAUCGAACAACUCCUCGCCUACUACACCUGGUGGGACAUGUCGUGCUCCUUUUCCGUCGACCCGCGAGAGAUACCGGCCCUGAGUACUUCGGAGGUCCUGUCGGUCACCAGCCGCGGCGACGCCGGGCCCGUCGGGGCUCGAUUCGCAGGGUGCAUGGUGGAGAUCUACCACUUGUUGGGACUCUUGUUGCGUUACUGUAUGCAGGUCCUGCGAGGAGGUGCCCGCGACCCCGAGCACGAGCGGACCCUGGAACUAGCGCUGACGAGUCGGUAUCGUCCCGAUCGAAUCCGAGACGAAGACGUGCUCUUCGCCGAGGCCUUUCGGAACCACGGCCUCAUCAUCCUGUACCGCGUCUGUCGAAUUCGAAGAACGACCGACGUCCAAGGAGGAAUGCCCUGGACCGACAAUUCGUCGGUGGCGAGCCGCAUACACGGAUAUGCCCUCAAGAUCAUUUCCCUGGUGUUGCCGACUCAAAUCGGAACCCCCUUCUGGAACUCUCUGGCCAUUCCGCUGUUGACGGCAGGGUCGGAACUCACCGUCGAUGACCAAGUGCUGAGGAACAACGUCAGGGAGGCAUUUUCUUCCGUCUUGAACCAGUGUCGGACCAACACGGUGGCGCGAGCCAAAGACCUGCUCGAGGAAGUUUGGAUCAGACGUGACAACGGAAUCGAAAUAUCGUAUCUAGAAUUGGCGCUACAGAAGGGAUGGAAUUUCUCCUUGGUAUGAAGAUUUAGGGAACCUUUAUCUUGCUGAUGCUCAUGUCAUUGUUGUCUUCUCGAAGGGGAGAGAAUGCUUGAAAACACUGUUCAUCUCUAGUCAAU